Hemicordylus capensis (graceful crag lizard) is the source of this 4350-nucleotide messenger RNA. It is a transcript of the gene SOX9, whose product is annotated as SRY-box transcription factor 9. Lineage: Eukaryota; Metazoa; Chordata; Lepidosauria; Squamata; Cordylidae. The record is from RefSeq and is a predicted model, not a curated record. Gene Ontology annotation, cellular component: nucleus. Gene Ontology annotation, molecular function: RNA polymerase II cis-regulatory region sequence-specific DNA binding; DNA-binding transcription factor activity, RNA polymerase II-specific. The transcript has 3 exons. Gene Ontology annotation, biological process: morphogenesis of an epithelium; positive regulation of chondrocyte differentiation; oligodendrocyte differentiation. Bases 455 to 1951 code for a protein of 498 amino acids.
AGAGUUAGGAGAGCUGAGCUUGAAAUUGACUAGUUGAUUUUGGGAGCCUUAAAUAAACUUUUUCCCUCCCCCCCAACUCCAAGGAACCUUUCUCCUUUUGAAAGGGGUGAAAUAAAGCGCCUCGUUCGACUUCUUUUUCCUCUCCACCACCUCCUCUUUGGCCUUCCAGGAACGGAUCAGCUGCCCACAUGUUCAUUUCUUGAGAACAGAUUCCUGCAACAGCAACUUUGCAACGCGCCUGCGAUCGAGGUUCUCCUUUCCCCCUCCAAGUUUCUGCAGACCAGUCAAAACAAUCUUUUUGCUUUUGUAACUUUUUUUGCCGCCUUGUCUCCUUUCAUGCUGUUUUAAGAGACAUUUCUCGUUUUGAUUUUGAAUCCCUCCCCGUUCUCCUCCCCUCUCACUCCCCCUUGAUUUUCAUUUCCCACCAUAUAUUCUUGCUUUGCCGCUUUCGCGCAUGAAUCUCCUCGACCCCUUCAUGAAGAUGACAGAAGAGCAGGAGAAAUGUCUGUCUGGCGCUCCCAGCCCAACCAUGUCGGAUGACUCCGCGGGGUCUCCCUGCCCUUCGGGUUCCGGAUCGGACACAGAGAACACCAGACCCCAAGAAAACACCUUCCCCAAAAGUGACCAGGACCUGAAGAAAGAGAGCGACGAGGACAAAUUCCCUGUGUGCAUCCGAGAAGCCGUUAGCCAGGUCCUGAAAGGCUAUGACUGGACUCUGGUGCCCAUGCCCGUCCGCGUGAACGGAUCCAGUAAAAACAAGCCCCACGUCAAGCGCCCGAUGAACGCCUUCAUGGUGUGGGCUCAGGCUGCCCGGAGGAAGCUAGCAGACCAGUAUCCUCACCUGCACAACGCAGAGCUGAGCAAGACGCUGGGGAAACUCUGGAGGUUACUGAAUGAGAGUGAGAAACGCCCAUUUGUGGAAGAGGCAGAGAGGCUGAGGGUGCAGCAUAAAAAAGACCAUCCAGACUAUAAAUACCAGCCACGGAGGAGAAAGUCAGUCAAGAAUGGGCAGGCUGAGCAAGAAGAAGGAUCUGAACAAACGCACAUCUCUCCUAAUGCCAUCUUCAAGGCUUUGCAGGCAGAUUCUCCUCAGUCUUCAUCCAGCAUGAGUGAAGUGCAUUCCCCUGGGGACCACUCUGGCCAGUCUCAGGGGCCGCCAACCCCUCCCACGACCCCCAAAACUGAUGUCCAGCCUGGUAAGCAAGAUCUGAAGCGAGAAGGACGCCCACUGCAAGAAGGAGGAAGGCAGCCACCCCACAUUGACUUCCGAGAUGUGGACAUUGGCGAGCUCAGCAGCGACGUCAUCUCGAACAUCGAGACCUUUGAUGUCAAUGAGUUUGACCAGUACCUCCCACCCAAUGGCCACCCUGGCGUUCCAGCCACCCAUGGCCAGCCUGGCCAAGUCACUUAUACUGGCAGCUACGGGAUCAGCAGUACAACUGCUACUCCAGCAGGCACGGGGCAUGUCUGGAUGUCCAAGCAACAGCCCCAGCAGCCGCCACCAUCUCAGCAGCCACCAUCCCAAGCUCAGCAACAACCACCCCAGCAACAGCAGCAUACACUAACCACCCUGAGUAGUGAACAGGGGCAGCCCCAGCAGAGGACACACAUCAAGACCGAGCAGCUGAGUCCCAGCCAUUACAGUGAGCAGCAGCAGCAUUCCCCUCAGCAGAUCAGCUACAGCUCCUUCAACCUCCAGCACUACAGUUCCUCCUACCCAACUAUCACACGCUCUCAGUAUGACUACACAGACCACCAGAGCUCCAACUCUUACUACAGCCACGCCGCCAGCCAGAGUUCUGGUCUCUACUCAACAUUCACAUACAUGAACCCCACUCAGAGGCCAAUGUACACACCCAUAGCAGACACAACAGGGGUGCCUUCCAUCCCUCAGACCCACAGCCCACAACACUGGGAACAGCCCGUCUAUACACAGCUCACCAGGCCAUGAGGUGUCAAAUGACAGUAAAACUUCUGCAGACUUAUCAAAGACAUUUAAGCUAAACCUGAAUGAAUGAAAAAGAAUUCCCAGAAUGCUUUGUGCACUACAGCAUCCAUUUGAAAGCAACCAGACCAGUCUGCUCAGUAAACAAGCAUUCCAUCAUGGACAAAGCCUUGAUCUGAAGGUGAUUUUUCUUUUUCAAAUAGCCAGCUUAGUUUGCCUAGGUAUGGACUUGGUAAUUAUUUUUUAACAAUAACUAAAAAUGAAAAAUGAACAAAAAAAUUUACAAAACUCAAAAGUAUUCCUCUGUGAGGAAUAUUCUCUAUUUUAAAUAUUUUUAGUAUGUACUGUGUAUGGUUCGUUACCAUUUGAGGGGAUUUAUCUGUAAUUUACUUCUUGUUUUUAGAGAAACUUUAAAAUUGCUCCUUUCUUCUUCUUUUGGCAGUUAAACAACACUUAGCAGAAUAAUAUGCCUUAGCCUUUUUCCUUGCUGUCAGAGGUAUUUUUGUAUAGUUCAUUGUCUUUCGCUUGUAGAAAGCAAAAAAAUGUGUGAAUGAACUUAGUCAAAGCAAAAAAAAAAAAAACCCUCACUAACGGCAGUGGUCAGUUGCUCAAUGUGAUUAUGGAGAUUUGGAGAGAGACUUUAUUUUUCUAGCUUGGAAGUUAAAGAUGUUUGGAGGAGGUGGGAUUUAAUGGGGGGGGACCCCUCACCUUGAGCCUUAAAGUAACACUAACAAAAAGCCUUAAGAACAGCCCUGUGAUAUCUUCCAAGACACUUGCACAAUUCUUUUCCUGUGCCAAGGGAAAAGAUGAGGCUCUGAAGGAAGAGAGUCUCAGUUUCUGAGGUCUGAAGUCCUCCCUCUCCCCCCCCCCCCACUUCAACCACCAGCACCAGAUUAUAAAGCCACAAACCAGCUGACUCCCCUUCUUCAGCUUCCGACACUGGGCUCCCCCAUGUGAGACAGAUGCUGACAGUCCAAAAAUCACCUUUCUACUUUCCCUGCAAAUGUCAUUAGGAAAAACAGCAUUCUCUGCUCUGUGAAGCCUUGCAGAGAGUGGGAGAGGUAGGGGAGGAUAUCAGUUUUAGCAAGGUUCACUAAUGACAGAAUCACAUUGGUUUCCUUUUUAAUUAUAUGUAUAAAUAUAUAUAUUUAUUUUGUGAAAAAAGAGGUUUUUUAAAUCAAGAGUUUUUCUUCCAUUUCCCCCUUCCACAUUAGAAGUUCUUGUAAAGUAACAGAAAUGCUGGAGCCUUACUCAGAGGGUAUAUGGUGCCUAAUCGUUAAAUUAUGGUCUAAAUCAAUAACCCCUACUUUUAUUUAUCUCUUGUUCUUCUUUUUUUUGGUAUUUUUAUUGUUGUUGUUGUUAUUCCUUCAGAAUGUGUCUUAGGUUUGUACAAACAACUGCUUCCUUUUGGUUUUCUUUCUUUUCCUUUUGAUUAAGAAUAAACUGGAAAGUAUUUUCUUUUCUUUUCUUGUACAAACAAAAGAUUGCAAAUGUAGUGUAUCACUGAGUCGUUCGCCUUGUUUUCGGCCUCUACCAUUCCGACUCACAAACAGGGCUUGGCCUAUGCAGGAAGCAGAAUGAGGUGGUAGAAUGGGGUGGUGCCACUUCAGGCAGUGAGGUGGGGGGAAACUCUCUUGGUGUGCUUGGCUUUUCUGUUUUCACUUUCAGGGAGUUGUUGUUUUAAUGGGGGGAAAUUCAAAAGUAGCAUCUGCAGGCUGAAUCCAUUCUGCCACCUCACAGUGCCAACAGCUUGUCUUGCUGCACAUGUAGAUCAGCUUUCAGUCUGUCACACACACACACACACACACACACACACACACACACACACACACACACACACCCCAAGGCAACAAUGGGUGCAAAUCAUCAAGCAUUGCUGCUGUGCCAGCCCUCUUCUUUUCCAUGGGCCCUGCACAUGUCCAUGUGUCUCAAAAGCCCCAUAGAAAUUAAUGGAAGCUGCAGAGCAGCAGUCCUUAGAGGAUAGCUCCUAGUGUGCCCUGCUGACCUUCCACCUCUCCAUAUGAUUUGAUCUGGGGGAAGGUUAGGGAGUAAACUGGCAUUGGUGAAGCUGUGGCUGAACAGUUAUGGAUUGCUUUUUUAAAAAAGAAAGCCAACUUUUUUAUUUAAAAAAAGAUAUAUUUGUUAACAGUUUUGUAGAGAAUUCAGUAGAACAACAUCUUAAAGCACUCUUAUAAUAUGAUAUCUUUUGUAUUUCUGUAUAAAAAGCAGAUGUUAAAGUAUUUCUGUAACUUAAAAGACCUGUCUUAAAAAAUCAGUUUUAGGUAAGGUUUUCCCCCCUUCCUUUUUGGUCAUUUUGGUUUCAAAUCCCUUUGGUCCGCUUUGUAAAACUUACCUUUUUUGUAUAUUAUUGUUUGCAAUAAAUAUACAUUGUAUUAAACUUUAAA